Molecule: messenger RNA, 939 nt
Organism: Adineta ricciae
Lineage: Eukaryota; Metazoa; Rotifera; Eurotatoria; Adinetida; Adinetidae
Source: the annotation of a GenBank genome assembly
AUGUGGAGCAUUUCUACGUUAACUAUUUUUCUGGUUCUUCUUGUCUAUAAUCAGAAAUCAUUCGCUGCUUCCUUUAAUCAACCGAACUUGCCUUCAAAUCCAAUUUGGGAUCGUCGUGAAAUAACUUUUGCUGAUGAAUCGAUUGUCGGAAAAAAUUCCAGAGCCCUUUUCGUUGACACAAACAACACUAUUUUGUUAUACGAUGGCUAUAGUCUCACUCCAAAGAACGUCAUUCCAGAAGUUCCUUUAGGAUGCUCGUCUUUAUUUGUAACAUCAAAUGGUGAUAUUUACGCAAAUGAAGUAGGGCGCGAUCUUUUUCUGGUGAAAAAAUGGAUAUCGAAGACAAACAGUUUUGAAGUUGUCAUGAAUACAAGCGAAGAAUGUGUUGACCUGUUUGUGGACAUCAAUGACACUCUAUACUGUUCAAUUGUUCUAAAACAUCAAGUCGUGAAAAAGGAUUCGAGCUACUCUUCGUUCGUACCUAUUCCUGUUGCUGGAACAGGCAAUAACGGAUCUGCAUUCGAUGAACUUCACCAACCUCGUGGAAUCUUCGUUGAUGUAAACUUGGAUUUGUAUGUGGCAGACUGUGGCAAUCAUCGAGUUCAGCUUUUUCGAUUUGGAAAAAAGGAUGCUGUUACACGUGUCGGUCAAGAAUCGCAAAAGCCAACUAUUUCCCUUAGGUGUCCCAGUGGAAUUGCCUUGGAUGCGAAUAAGUAUUUAUUUAUCUUGGAUAGAGGAAAUGACCGUGUUGUUGGAGAAGGACCAUACGGUUUUCGAUGUUUAAUUGGAUGUAACUCAUAUGGAUAUGACACUCAAUAUGCUCAGUUGAGAGAUUUAUUUACUAUGAGUUUCGAUGUAUUUGGUAACAUUCUUGUUGUUGACGAUUACAAGGGUCAUAUUCAAAAAUUCGUGCUAACCAAAAUUCCAUCUGGCGAGUAA